This is a messenger RNA of Lactuca virosa, 1551 nucleotides long. NCBI's taxonomy places the organism in Eukaryota, Viridiplantae, Streptophyta, Magnoliopsida, Asterales, Asteraceae. The record is from the annotation of a GenBank genome assembly.
AUGCUGAUAUCAAUCGCCAAACCAUGUUUCUACCUCUUUUUCCUUCUCCUCCUACCUCUUUUUCCUUCUCCUCCUAACUCCUCCCCGAUCUCCUCCUUCUCCGGCGACGGAAAAUCUCAGCGUCACCUCCAGAAAUCUGAUACUCAUCGCCGGAACGCGCGGAUGGCUCUCCAUGAUGAUCUCAUCAUCGACGGGUAUUACACAACGUGGCUAUGGAUUGGAUCUCCACCACAGAAGUUUGCUCUUAUUGUGGACACAGGGAGUACUGUGACUUAUGUUCCAUGUUCUACUUGUAAAGAAUGUGGCAAUCAUCAGGACCCAAAGUUUGAUCCAAAGUCAUCCAGCACUUACAAAUCUCUGAAAUGCAACAAGAAUUGCACAUGUGACAAGGACAAAAAGCAAUGUGUGUAUGAAAAUGUGUACGCUGAAUUCAGUACUAGCAGUGGUGUUCUUGGUGAAGACAUCAUAUCAUUUGGCAACCAAAGUGAAGUUUCACCUCAACGUGCCAUUUUCGGUUGUGAAAAUGUGGAAACUGGUGAUCUCUACAGUCAACAUGCCGAUGGAAUAAUAGGUUUGGGUCGUGGUUAUCCGAGUCUAGUUGACCAACUUGUUGACCGAGGUGUAAUCAGUGAUUCCUUCUCUUUGUGUUAUGGUGGAAUGGAUAUUGUUGGUGGUGCCAUUGUUCUUGGUGACAUUUCACCCCCCUCAGCUGGAAUGGUCUAUUCCUACUCAAACCCUACUCGUAGCCCAUACUACAAUAUUGAGCUGAAGGAGUUACAUGUUGCUGGAAAGCUGUUGCCUUUGAGUGAGAGUGUUUUUAAUGGAAGUCUUGGAACGGUUUUAGACAGUGGAACAACAUAUGGUUACCUACCUGAAGCAGCUUUUCUUGCAUUUAAGAAAGCUAUCAUGAAAGAAGUCCAUUCUGUCAAACAGAUAAAAGGUCCUGAUCCAACUUAUGAUGACAUUUGCUUUUCUGGUGCUGGAAGUGAUGUUUCACAGCUCUUGAAGACAUUUCCUUCUGUUGAAAUGGUGUUUGGGAAGGGACAAAAGUUGUCACUAACCCCUGAGAACUAUUUGUUCAGACACUCAAAGGUGCAUGGUGCAUAUUGCUUAGGGAUUUUUCAAAAUGGAAAGGAUCCAACGACUAUGCUUGGAGGCAUUAUCUUUCGGAAUACUCUUGUUAUGUAUGACAGAAAAAAUGACAAGAUUGGAUUUUGGAAAACUAAUUGUUCUGAUCUACGUGCAACACUUACUGUCUGCACCGGUUGGAGAAUAGGACGAGUAGUGACGUCGUUGGGAGCCGCCAUCCAGCACCGUCGCUACUCCCUUUUCCGACAACGACAAGGACCGUUGACGGAUGUCCCUUCCUCUGUCGUUGCUGCUAUAGCUCGCGUCGCCGCCUCCUUUCUCCGUUCUUCGCUUGCUGCGCCUCAGCCACGACCACCGCCGCUGUUCUCGCUUGAAGAUGCACCUUCUUCCUCUUCUGUCCCGUCGUCAGCCACACUACCGGUACCGCCAAGCGUUUACGUUGCCACCGAUGUGAGUCGUUGA